Messenger RNA from Rubroshorea leprosula, 584 nucleotides. NCBI's taxonomy places the organism in Eukaryota, Viridiplantae, Streptophyta, Magnoliopsida, Malvales, Dipterocarpaceae. The record is from the annotation of a GenBank genome assembly.
GGUAUUUGCAAGCAGUAGCGGUGGUGAAUAUGGAUUCGGAGGGAAAAAUUAUGUUGAUUGUUGGGUUUUCAAUGAUGGGUGUGUUUUUUAUUCUGGGUUGUAUAAUCCAGACACUCCGCUGCAGUACAGGAUUUGGUGAGGGUAACGGCAGAAGAGGGGACUUUGGCUUUGGCGCUGAUGGUGGUGGUGGUGGUGGUGACGGUGGUGGUUGUGGUGGUGGUGGUGAUGGUGGUGACGGUGGUGGAGGUGGUUGUGGUGGUGGGGGUGGAGGUGGAGGUGGUUGUGGUGGUGGGGGUGGGGGGGGGGGUGGAGGAGGAGGUGGUUGUGGUGGUGGGGGAGGAGGCGCAGGUGCUUGCUAGAAGAUGUGAAAUAGGAGAUCGAGUCAACUGAUGAUUUGAUGUCGGCUUAUAGAUUAUGGGCUAGCUCUCGGCCGAAAUGGAUUAUGGGCUAAUCCGGUCCAUUUUAUGAACAAUUUUUUUGUAGAAUUUUUAUUUAUGACUUUCAAAUUUCAUUGAAUUGAAAGUAAAAAAAAUUAUCCUUAAUUAAUUUUCAAUAAACACAUUUAGUAAAACUCAUUAGUUAGA